This is a messenger RNA of Synchiropus splendidus (mandarinfish), 3612 nucleotides long. It is a transcript of the gene tdrd6b, whose product is annotated as tudor domain-containing 6. NCBI's taxonomy places the organism in Eukaryota, Metazoa, Chordata, Actinopteri, Syngnathiformes, Callionymidae. The record is from RefSeq and is a predicted model, not a curated record. Gene Ontology annotation, biological process: spermatogenesis. The transcript has 3 exons. Bases 1 to 3612 code for a protein of 1203 amino acids.
AUGGACGGCGUCGCUGAUUUGGACACAGGCUGGACUCCUGACCAGACGGGUUAUUUAAAGUCCCUCAUUCUGAACAGGACUUUUGUGGCCAGGCUUGAGAGGCAUGACAUCACCAAAGACGUGUACUCCAUCAACCUGUACGGAGAAAAUGCUGUUUGCAUAAACCAUGCUUACUCAGAGAUGAUGGGUCUUCAUCAGAAGGGGGCUCCUGUGCCCUUCUCUGAUCUCAUGUCCCUUCAGGAGGAACAGUCUUUGCAACAUCCGACGAACGUGAGGGAAUCACAAGGCUACAGAUCUGAGUUCCCCUACAGCAAUGACUCGCUCAACGAAGGCUCGGAAGUGGAUGUUGACAUAUCCUGUGUUGAGAGUUCGGACAAAUUCUGGUGUCAGAUGACCAAAAAUACUGAGUCUCUCAAGCGUCUCAUGGCAGAACUUCAAGACUUCUAUGCUUCGCCACACCCUCGACCAAUUGUUGAAUCCGUCUGUGUUGCCCGAAAUCCAGAAAACGGCAAGUGGUACCGAGCAAAGAUCAUGACUAAUAAUCACAACCCUGCUGUCGAGGUCCGGUUUAUUGACUACGGUAAAACUCAAAGGGUCCCGGUCCAAGAUAUCCGCCCUCUUGACCCAGCGUUCCUGAGGCUCAAUGCGCAAGCCUUCCAGUGCAGCUUGGCACCGAAAAAUGAUGCCUCUUUUGUUAGUCUGAGCCACUUUCAGAAGUUUGUGGACACUGCUGUCGCCACAAAGGAACAGUUGAAGUGCAUCGUAAAAGCUAAACGGUGCGAUGAGGAAGGUUUGUCAGUGAAUGUGGUGGAUAUUACAACACUCUUCGGAAGUGCCUCUAAACUCUUCGACCAGGAAUGUUCACAAGCAGCGGCUCAUGUCACUUCAGAUAAAUAUACCAUCUCUGAACAUGGUGUUGCAGUCGGCGGAAGUGAGAAGGUGUUGGUUACAUGUGUGGAGACUGUGAAUCAUUUUUACUGCCAGCUGGACAGGAACUCCAAACAUCUUGAGAGGGUGAGACAAACCAUAAAGAAGCUGAUCAGACAGCCACAGGAGUCAGGAGGACAGCCUGGGGCCAACAUUGUUUGCCUUGCUAGAUACACUGAUAACGUCUGGUACCGUGGUCAAGUUGUUGAGACAUCCCCAAAACUGAAGGUGCACCUUGUCGACUACGGAGACACUCUUCAAGUAAAGAGAUCAGAUUUGCGCCUCCUGCACGCAGGUGCUUGUACUUCUGUCCCGGUUCUCGCUGUUCCUCUGGGGCUGUUCGGUGUGCCGGCUAACACGCCCCCUGAAGUCAGCCAUUGGUUCGCUAACCAAGCCAUCGGCCGGAACUUCGACAUUUCAGUGGUUGAGAAAGAUAGGUCAGGAAAGUUGAUGGUGGAAUUGUUUGAGGAGUCCCUGAAUAUAAAUGAAAAUAUUCGAGAGGCAAUUGCAAAAGUGAAAGACGGCACCACACCAGCUGCCAAGCAGGUGUUGGCCACGAUGGAAGAACACCAACCAAGACAAGCGGCUCAGAGGGACGCGACAAGUCCAGGUGUGGUGAGUGUGCGGGCACCGCACUGCAUGUCUGCUCCUGAGGAUCCCAAGAUUCUUUCUCCAAAGGCAUCGACAGAGGUUACAGCUGAGGGUUCGCUGGAUGAUGUGUCGAAGAACAGAGGGCCGGUGGCGGGAAACCUUAGUUCCAGAGACCAGGAAGCCUAUGCCAUUGCCAGAACCCAGAACACAUACAAGAAUCCAGAUAUUCAGCAGAACCACAUGGAGGGGCUGAAGGCUUCCUUCGUCGUGGGACCCAACUACUUUUGGUGUCAGAUCCCCAGCGAAGAAGACCUUGCCACUCUGGUACAGGACGCAGGGACCUCAGGCGAAGCUCUUUUGAACCCUGAAACUCUUCAUCUUGGAAGUCCCUGUCUCGCUCUGAGCAACAUGACCUGGUACAGAGCACAAGUCAUCAGCCACACUGAAGAUAAAGUCCACGUCUUAUUUAUGGAUUACGGACAUGAGUCAGACGUUCCAAUGCAGAAUCUGAAGGUGCUUCCACCAUCUCUCCUGGAGUUGCCCCCACUAGCGUUUUUGUGUGCUCUCAAAGAGUUUGAUGAAAGCAAAGGGUUCUGGAAUGAAGAUGCAGCCGAUUUCUUCUGCAGUCUCCUUGUUGAUAAACCCCUGAAAAUUUCAGUUUGUAGCAUCAAUGAGCAUUCACAGAAGGCAGUCCCUCAGCAUGCAGUUGAAAUAGAGUGUGAGGGGUCAGUUGUUAACAGCCGAAUGCACCGACACUGGAACACUGUGGCCAAAAGGAUUUUGACAGAAAGCAGCCAGAAUCAAUCAUCAGAAACAGUUAUUUCUCAAGAGAACGUUGUGGAAGAGAGUAUUUCUUUGUUUAAGAAGCCAGUCCUUGAUAAAAACAUCAUAGCAUUUGCUUCUUGUAUCGCAGAGCCCAAAUUCUUCUGGUGUCAACUGGCGAAUGCAGAGAUUCUCAACCAAAUAUCAGCCCUUGCUCAAGCGGCUGGAGCCGCAGCACAUGAGGCUGUGACGCCUGAGGCUCUUCUCCCAGGGAGGCCCUGCCUGGCUCUGUUUCCCUGUGAUGGUCAGUGGUAUCGAGCCCAGGUGAUCAGCAGGGCUGAUGACAAAGUUCAUGUCGUCUUUAUUGACUAUGGAAAUGAAUCAGAGGUGGACGUGAAGGAUGUGAGGUCGCUUCCCAAACACCUGCUGGACUCCCCUCCUGCCGCCUUCUUGUGCUCCUUAAAUGGAUUUGAUGAAUCCAGUGGACUGUGGGGUGACGAGGCGAACGACCACUUCUACAACCUCCUGGUUGACAGGCCUCUUUCUGUGACGGUUUGCAGCGUGGAAGACUAUCCAGAAAUGUCUCUCCUGCAGUAUUCCGUAGCAAUAAACUGUGAGGGAUUGGAUGUCAGAGCACAGAUGAACCAACACUGGAACCCACAAGCCAAAGAACAGACGCCUGAAACACGUUCAGAAGAUGCUCCAGCAGCAAGUCCAGCUGUCUCCAAACAAGGUACCACUAACACGUACAAGGAGCCAACUGUCUCCGGUCGCAAGACUGAGGCAGCGUACGCUUCAUGCAUUGUUGAGCCCAAAUUCUUCUGGUGUCAGCCUGAGAACUCCGACCUCACCACCAUUUCUACAUUAUCACAGGAAGCUGGCAGUAAUGGGCAGGAAGUUACGAACCCUGAGACCCUUGUGCCUGGAAGUCCAUGUCUUGCUUUGUUUACCAGUGAUAACCAGUGGUAUCGAGCACAAGUGAUCAGCAGGGUGGAGAAUAAAGUUCAGGUGGUCUUCAUCGACUACGGAAAUGAGUCAGAGGUGGAGCUGCAGGAUGUGAGGGUGCUUCCCAAGAGUCUGCUGGACCUGCCCCCGCUGGCCUUCCUGUGCUCCUUGAGAGGGUUCGACGACACGAUGGGAGCGUGGAUGGACGAAGCCACCGAUGUCUUCUACAAUCUUCUGGUUGACAAGCUUUUGAAAGUGUCGAUUCACAAGAUGGAAGUGAAUCUGGAGGCUGCCGUUCCUCAGUAUCAUGUGGACCUUGAAUGUGAAGGAGAGGCGGUCGACAAAGUGAUGGAAAAAUACUGGACUAAAAACAGUGGACCAUUGUGA